AUGUCUCUCCAAUCGCUUCUUUCAACUAAGAUCAUUCGUGCAGUAUCGAUCGCGGACACAGCGUUCGACGCCGUGAUUCUUGUCAGCAGUCAGGAUGGGGCAAAACAGUUUGGAUCAAUUCCACAAGUCUCCGCAAUUGGACCAGUAGUUGACAAUUUCGCAAAGUUCCACCAUGGCGCAUUUCAUUCGACUUCUCUUGUUCAAGUCGAUCCCAGUAUAGUUCCUUCCGGACGCAUUAUCCUCUCAGGAACAGGAAACGUAAACCGUGAUUUCGACGAUAUUCGCCGUUACCAAUUAGCCGCGAGGAAAGGCAUCGAACUUGCUCUCUCAGCUGGAAUUCGUUCGCCUUUACUCAUCACUUUGCCAAAUUCGCGUUUCCCCAAUGCUGAGCUCGUUGCUGCUCUUGGAGCCCUUACUCCCGUCUAUACCCCAUUGAAUGUGCGCGAAGAGGACAACACACAGAAAUUGAGCUCUCUCGGACUUCUUGCGGUGGGGAACAGCGAAUCGAGCAAUCAAUUAGACCGUCUUGCCACUGCGUAUGAUGCCGCUUUCACCGUGUGCCGCGACGUCGGAGAACAGGGGCCGGAGAGAAUGGCCCCACCAAGAGUUGCCGAAUAUAUUCAGGGUGCAUUUGCCAAUGGGAACGUUAAUGUGAGCGUUGUUGACGACCAGAAUGUGAUCGAGAAGGAGUUCCCAUUGAUGGCUGCUGUUAACCGUUGUGCAAAUACGGUUAAAGAACAUCAGGCUCGUUUGAUUAAAUUGGAGUAUGUUGGCGAAGGAGAAAUUCAAGAUACAUUCUUCGUUGUUGGAAAAGGUGUCACAAUUGACACUGGCGGCUGCGACUUGAAAACCGGUGGACACAUGUUCGGAAUGUGUCGCGACAAAUUCGGCUCAGCAGUUCUUGCCGGUUUCUUCAAGGCAAUUGAUGUUCUCAAACCGAAAAACAUCAAGGCAAUUGGAUAUAUGUGCAUGGUUCGCAACAGCAUUGGAGCUCGGGCAUACACGUGCGAUGAGGUUAUUAAAUCAAGAAGUGGCAAGAGAAUCCAUAUUUACAACACGGACGCUGAAGGUCGUCUCACUAUGCUCGAUCCUCUGACUUUGGCUAAAGAACAAGCGCUUAAUGAAAAAAAUCCGCACAUUUUUACUUUGGCAACGCUUACUGGUCACGAAAUACUUUCUUAUGGAUACUACGCCGCUAUUAUGGAUAAUGGACCAGCGAAGAAUAGUGGAUGGGCAAGAAAGGUUCAGGAUGUCGGAGACGAAUUCGGACAACCGAUAGAGAUCAGCCGACUUCAUCCGGAAGACUUUGCAUUCCAUUUGGCUGAAAGUGAGCAGGCCGAUUUAAGACAAGGAAAUACGAAACCCUCGGUUGCUACAAUGCGUGGGCAUCAGUCACCGGCCGCGUUUUUGCAGAUGGCUAGCAGAAUCGAUGAACAUGGUACGAAUAGCGCAAAACCGUUGAAAUAUACACAUAUCGAUAUGGGAGGAUGCUCUGGAGAUCAUCCAUCAACGAGCUAUCCGAAUCCUUUAGUCACUUUGGUUGCGGGACUCAUUCUCCCACGAAUUUAA
This is a messenger RNA of Caenorhabditis bovis, 1569 nucleotides long. Lineage: Eukaryota; Metazoa; Nematoda; Chromadorea; Rhabditida; Rhabditidae. The record is from the annotation of a GenBank genome assembly.